AUGGUGGAGCUGAUGGAGAACAAGAAGAGCCAGGUGCUGAACCUUGAGCGUGUGCAGGCGCUGGAGACGUGGCUGAAAACAACUAAUACAAAACUGACUCAAGUGAAUGGGCAGAGAAGAUAUGGAGGACCACCUGAGGUGUGGGACGGUCCCACCCCAGGAGCCCGCUGUGAGGUCUUCAUUAGCCAGAUCCCACGGGACGCCUACGAAGACCUGCUGAUCCCCCUGUUCAGCUCCGUGGGCCCGCUCUGGGAGUUCAGGCUCAUGAUGAACUUCAGUGGGCAGAACCGCGGCUUCGCAUACGCCAAAUACAGCUCGUCAGGUGUCGCUGCUGACGCGAUCCGCCUGCUGCACGGCCACAUGCUGGAGCCUGGCUUCCGCCUCAGUGUCCACCGCAGCACAGAGAAGAGACACCUCUGUAUCGAAGACCUGCCAGCUACCACUAGGCAAGAGGACCUACUGCAGGUGCUGCGUGUGCUGGCAGAGGGGGUGGAGAGAGUGUCUCUGAAGGCGGGGGCUGGUAUAGAGGGGGUGUCAGCUAUAGUCGCCUUCUUAUCCCACCACACUGCUUCUAUGGCCAAGAAGAUGCUGGUGGAAGCAUUCAAGAAGCAGUUUGCGCUGACCGUCUCAAUCAAGUGGCAGUCAUCAGUGAACUCGAGCUCUGACGAGCCGCUGCCUCCACAGAAAUCUUCAAUGAGCCUCCUGGCUUCACCCCUGAGGCCGCUGCACCACAUCCUGAGUUCUCCUCCGCCCUCAGUCCUGCCCCCUCGUCUGGCCCGCCAUCCAUCCAUCCCUCCAGGUUUCUGCAGAGCAGUGGGAGGACCCGCUGUAUCCCGACACUCCCCCUGCUCCUCCACCUUCUCCUCUGAGGGGGGACAUCUAGUUUCUGCAGCAGCCCCAGUGAUGCUCCUGCAGAAGGUGUGUGAGGCGACUGGGGUCGGCCAGCCACUGUAUGAGAUGUACUGCAGCCAUGCUGGGCCAGAUGGAUACCUCUACUUUAUCUACAAAGUGUGUAUCCCUGGGAUAACUGUGCCAUUCAAAGGCCUGGUCAUGAUCUUGCCGGGACCCACUCCCACCAGUACGCUGGAGGAAGCUCGGCAGGCUGCAGCCCAGCAGGUCCUGCAGAGGGUUCACGGUAACCAGCUCUCCCACUGA
This is a messenger RNA of Seriola dumerili (greater amberjack), 1155 nucleotides long. It is a transcript of the gene dnd1, whose product is annotated as dead end protein 1-like. Gene Ontology annotation, molecular function: mRNA binding. Gene Ontology annotation, cellular component: cytoplasm; nucleus. Gene Ontology annotation, biological process: mRNA stabilization; negative regulation of miRNA-mediated gene silencing. The transcript has 5 exons. Lineage: Eukaryota; Metazoa; Chordata; Actinopteri; Carangiformes; Carangidae. Bases 1 to 1155 code for a protein of 384 amino acids. The record is from RefSeq and is a predicted model, not a curated record.